Molecule: messenger RNA, 3947 nt
Organism: Macrosteles quadrilineatus (aster leafhopper)
Lineage: Eukaryota; Metazoa; Arthropoda; Insecta; Hemiptera; Cicadellidae
Product: ATP-dependent DNA helicase Q5-like
Exons: 13
Coding region: 70-3426 (1118 amino acids)
Biological process (GO): double-strand break repair via homologous recombination
Cellular component (GO): cytoplasm; chromosome
Molecular function (GO): ATP binding; nucleic acid binding; four-way junction helicase activity
Source: RefSeq, a predicted model, not a curated record
UUAUUGGAAAAGUGUGUUAAUUUGUGUAACUUAUGAUAGACUAACUUAUUAUAUGGUAGGAAAGCCAAAAUGGACAAAUAUAUUAAUUCACCUGAUAUACUUCUUAAAAACCUGAAAAAGUACUUUUCACAUGACGAUUUUAAAUCAAAACUUCAAAAAGAUGCCAUUGAAGCAAUUGUCAAAGGUACCAAUGAUGUUUUUGUGUCCAUGCCAACCGGAUCAGGAAAAUCAUUGUGUUUCCAGCUACCAGCUGUCAUGCAGGAGAAUAAAGUCACUGUUGUGUUUUCUCCGUUGCUUGCAUUAAUGAAGGAUCAGAUUGACCAUCUAAAAAAGCUGAAGAUUGCAGCUGACACACUGAAUUCCAAGAUGACAGUUGCCCAGCGCCAACAUGUAAUUGAUGACUUGAAGUGUAAGAAAACAACAAUCAAGCUACUAUACAUUACGCCGGAACAAGCAGCUACAAACACUUUUAAGGAUAUUUUAAGAAAUCUGCACAGGGUAAAUAAACUGGCCUAUAUAAUAGUCGAUGAAGCGCAUUGUGUAAGUCAGUGGGGCCAUGAUUUCCGCCCGGACUACCUCAAACUGGGAAACCUACGAGCACAGUACCCUGACAUACCUUGUAUCGCGUUGACUGCUACUGCUAGUGCUGUGGUUGUGGAAGACAUUAUAAACCAGCUGAAGCUUAAGAAUUUGAAGAAGUUUAAAACACCAUGCUUUCGUUCAAACUUGUACUAUGAUGUUGUCUACCAAGACGCAUUGGAACAUUCUUAUUCUGAUUUGAAGAAAUUUGUUGUGAAACAUCUACUACCAGAAGAACAUCUAAAACCUGUGCAACGUGGAUGCGGAAUAAUAUAUUGUAGAACUCGAGACUUGACAGAAGAAGUGGCUCAGGUUUUGACCAAAACUGGCGUCCCUACAGUAGCAUACCACGCAGGCCUAAAAGACAAGCUAAGAGUAGAUGUUCAAAACCAGUGGGUGGGAGGAAAGUACAGAGUCAUAGCUGCUACUAUCAGUUUUGGAAUGGGAGUUGAUAAAGCCACUGUCAGAUUUGUAGUCCACUGGGGCAUCCCCAGCAGUAUACCAGCAUACUACCAGGAGAGUGGACGGGCCGGGAGGGACGGCAAGCCUGCAUUCUGCAGGAUCUAUCAUGCUCGUAAUGCUAAGUCUUCGUACGAGUUCAUCCUACGAGGGGAAGUGUUCAAGGCAAAAACCAACGAGAAGAAACUUAAGGCUCAAAAGUCAUGCAAGAAUUUUGAUAAGAUGGUGAAAUUCUGCGAAUCCGUAGAAUGCCGUCAUGCUGCCUUUGCUGUGUUCUUUGGAGAUGAAAAGCCUCGGUGUCGCAAGCUGUGCGACGUGUGCAGCGACCGGUCAGCAGUUGAGGAGAGUUUGGGCACCUUCCUGGCUGGUAGUGGAAUGUCUCGAGGUGGUAGAACUACCUUCGUCACCAGUGAACAAUACAACAGUGGCUUUGACGAUCUUUACGGCGGAGGAAGGAAGGGCGUUUCUGAAGAUGCUGAAGUGUAUUCGGGUGAAGGAAGUCGUAGCCCAACAUCGGAAAGGAAUCCAAAACUGACGAGCAUGAUCAGGAAGGAGUUGUCAAUGAGGAAAGCCAGUCAGGUCAACUCUGAUGAUGAAGCAGAAUACACUGUGAAGGCCAAUCUGUCAAAAGUGAGAGCUGCAGAAAGUACCAAAGUGAAGGUGAACGGACUCACGAUCAGUGCAAGGGAAGGAUAUGUCAGAUUUCUGAGGGAAUUGCUGCAAAAAAAUUACGACCAGUGUAAAGUAGUUGACCCUCCAGACAAAGAACUGACAGAUUCUGAUAUUGAGCAGGCUGCUUUGGACUUGGAGUACCAAGCAUUUACCUCUAACACUGCAAUGUCAUUGUAUCGACGGAGCGUUGCAAAGCUAUCAGCAGACGUCAAGAGUGCGACCAAGACAAUGUCAACAUAUGUGUUGCUCAAGUCCUAUGAACCUCAACCUAUCCAGAGUAAACUGUCAAACAAGAGUGAGAAGACAAACAAAAGCAAGAACCCGUUUGUGACAGCUUCACAACUAAUUGGCAUGUCAAGUGUUUCAGGGGAAGAUAAAAAUUAUAAAAAUAAAUCUAGUAAAAGUGAAGAAAGAAGCAAAGGUCAGAAAUCUGUUCCUUCUUACUUUUCUCAGACUGCUAAUAAAACAGCCGAUGAUGCAGAGAGUAAAAAAAUUGGUAAAUGUGAUGUCAGUGAAAGAAAAAAUGGACGAGGAAACACUGUUGAGAUAUCUGAUGAUGAUAACCCAGGAAGGGCUGAAAGUUACAAGUGUAGGGGAGAAAUAGUUAUAUCUGAUAGUGACACUCAAGAUUCUAAAGAAUCUGUCAGUAAUAAGUUUCUCCAAAAAGAAUCAACAGCUACAUUGAAUGAUGGAUUUAGGACAAUUUCCAUUGAUAUGUUUAAUGGGGGAAUGGUCAACCCUGAGAGAAGUUUGGAGAAAUCUUGUUCAGUGAGAAAAACUCGCUCCAACUCAUAUUUUGAAGUUGAUGACUUGUUUGGGGAUAGUCCAAAUAGUGAAGCUAAUGAUAAUAUUGAAGUGGCAACAUCUAAAAAUAUUCAUGAUUUGGAAAAGAAAGAUUUCAACGACUACACACAUUGUAAAGCAAAAAUUUGUGUGAGUGAAAUACUUCUAGAUUCUGGUAUCAACAGUUUAGAUCAAUCAAUGUCCAAAGUGCUUGAUGAGUCGACAAAAGAAUAUCAAAUGAUAGGCCACAAGCAUAGGAAAAGGAAAAUACUGGACGAAGUUUUUGGGGACUCUGAAUCAGAAAAGAGGGAUCACAAGCAUAGAAAAAGGAAAACACUGGAUGCAGUUUUCGGAGACCCUAUCAUGAAUGGUGAUGGGGACAUAGACAGUACUCCAAGUAAAAGAUUUAAAACACCAGAUAAGGAGAUGUGUGUGAAGGAAGGAAGAAGUAAUGUCAGUAGUGAGAGUAUAAACAGGUUAUCUUCCAACAGUGUGGAAAGUAAAAGAAAAGAAACAUCACAAAAACCAACACAAGAUAAAAUUAAAAUUAAAGAUCACCCAAGAUCCAAAACUGAUGAUCCUGUUUUGCGCAAAGAUUCUAGAGAAAAAGACAAAUCAAAAGAACACUUAAAUAGUAAAGGGUGCUUACCAUCACGAAACAAUGUUAAGGAGAUAGAUGAAACCAAAGUAAACAAAAGAGAAGUUUCAGAUACUGUUAUUAAGUUCCUAAUGCCUUUUUAUAAGCAAAAGAGGAUAGCAGACAAAGACUUGUUCAAAUAUUUGGCUAGGACGGUUGUACAUAAAGUUUUGUCCGAUAAAUGUUUUUCUGAUAAUUACACAGUGAAAAAGUUUGUAGAACAUAUUUUUGAGGACAAAGCCAUUUUUAGAGAUAAACUACAAGUGGAUAAGGUUGUUGGAGUUGUUGCAUCAUGACCCUGGAAAUCUUCUUCCAUCUGGAUAAUAAAUAAACGUGUGGAUUUGAGUGUGCUUCUGCAAUGUGAAUAAGCUUUAAAUAAGUUAUUAUAAGUUAUUGAAAAUACAGAAAUAAAUGUCUGAUCAGCAAUGGUGACAAUAGUAAGGUAAUGUUGGAGCAAAUUAUUGGCCAACAACAGGCUUACACUAUAAUACUUCAAUCAACAAUGUUAAUCAACUAAAAGUAGAAAACACUCGACAACAGUAGCAAGGCCCCAUAUCAUUUAACUAAUGUAAUCUUAGGUGUGGACUGGUACAUGUAUAGUAGGUAUAUUGUGUUUAGUUCAAAUCAAUUAAGAUCUUCUAUAUUUUUCAACUUUAUUAAUAUUUUAACCCAUUUUAUUUUAAUAAUAUUUGAGAAAUAUUUUCUUUACAUUCUUUUUAACAAAUACAUAAAUAAUUUGAGUGUGGUGCUGUUAAGUUUAAGUGGUUUUUUGUUUAGUUUUUUAGGUGAAAAUAUUACUAACAUCCUAACUGCCAUU